AUGACCACCCUCAAUUCAACUCCCAUGGAAGAACAACGCGCAAUCCUCAAGCCGUCCCGUGGCUUGCCUGGCUCACACAGCCUCGUCAACGACAUGUCCCAAGCAAACAGUUUGAGUCAUGGCAGAAAGAAAGCAAGCGAGGGAGGUAUGGUGAAAGAGCUGAUCGGUCAUUUCCGCCAAAGGUCACUGCCGCUAGGAAACUACCAGCCCACAACUGACCUGCCUGACGUGCUCGACAUGGCCGAGGAAGGGCCUAAGAAGAGAGAUAGUCGGUUUUUCUUGUGGCCAUUUCGCAGGAAACACGAAUCAAAAAUAAAAUCCAAGCCACAAAGAGGCAACAUCAGGUUGCCGGACUCGGCGGUGGAGGGUACGACUACUAAGGGCCAUCGUUACGUCGCAAUAUGCAUCCCCGCCGAGUUUGCAUAUUUGCAGCCCGCUGUCCGAAGGCCAGUCAAUCCUACGGCUAGAUCGCGCGGCGAGCUUGAUCAGGGAGACGGAAGGGAGGGUCGAUUCCAGCACCCUGAGAAGCAACGUCGCAGCGAGACGCCCUACAUCACGGACAACAACCUGCGUCUCCCGCCCUGGAAUCCUACCGGCCCAGAUGAUCUAACCCGCCCUCGCGGCGUGGGUGUUACAUCCGCGUGGGAGCCGGAAAGACUCCAACGCUCGGCUUCUACCGAUACAUAUCUAACGAAUCCAUGGUCUGAGCAAAGGCAAUCCCCAGGCCAACCGCUCAAUCAAGAUCGUUCCACUCAAGAAGGGGUGCUGGCAAGUGCCGGAUGCUCGACAGGCCGCCAACAUGUUCGCAAGAGUUCUUCGUCGGAGAGCUUCUUCACUACCACUAGCGAGCUUAUAUCUUCUGAUGCGGUAACAGUCCACAUUCCUUCGCCCGCGCCCCCAGGCUACCAGAACACCCCAGCCGAGGAGACAGGUACCGGCAAAAACUCGGCCCCGGACCCUGCGCAAUCGCGCACAGCCAUCUACGGCCGAGACACGCGAAAGGGAAAGGGAGUUAGUACUGGUGAGGGCAGUUCGCAAGGCGACUUUCGGCGCCAUAUAACGCAAGUUCAUCCCACACAUCAAGCAUGCCUGAACCCAACUGAUAUCGACAGGGAUGACUCCCAUGCCUCAUUGCCCCUUGCCCAAUCUUGGAACGAAGAGCCUGGCACGAACACGCCGUACUUCACCAACACCGCCGACUCGGGCAUCCUCACAUCACACACCAAUAUCUCUUCUAAUCCCACCUCCCCCCGCUUAUCACGCCGGCACGAAAGCAGAAAAGAGCAAAGAAACAGCGAAAUCGGACGCGGAAGCGGAAGCGCAAGCGCAAGCAAACAGGAACAAGACAGCAACAUCGAUGUCAACCUCAUCUACCGCUACACCACCAGCCUCAUUCGAGUCCACGACCUCGAGAUGGAAGGCCUGCUCGCCCGCAUUGACACCCUAGAGCAGACCAACGCGCACUGUAUGAGAAAGGUCGCGUCGCUCCUCGAACGGGUCUCGUGCCAGUUGGCGUCGACGUCGACUUCCCUGUCUGCGGGAAAUGCGGGUGGUGCGCGGUUGGGUUACCACCAUCCCGAGGUUAGUUCUGGUACUGGUUCUGGUGCCAGUGCCUUGGCUCGGUCUCAAAGUCGGAGUUCUGGGCAGAUGAGUGGCACAUCAGGGCUAGGUCCGAGUUAUUACGAUAGAGGUGGGGUGUUCACGCCCACACGGUUGGGCAACUGUAAUUUGGAAAAGGAAAGUAAGCAGCAGCGUCACAGAUCAAGAAGAGUUGAUGUUGAUGCCAUUCGUGGUGAUGAUGGUGUUGGUGGUGUUGGUGGUGCAAGGAGAGUGCGGGAUUGCGGGGUUGUGGAAGAUGGCGUUGCUGGGGAUAAGUUUUGGUCGAGGAACGAUUCUUCUGUAAAUGCAGGCUACUUGGGUUCUUCUUCCCUGGCGACACCCAGGUCAGGGGACAGCCCAGAAGACCAAGAGGGCGGAGAUGUUGGAGAUGCAACCGGAUUGGGGACUGUCGAAGGGCUCAUGCGGGACCUGAUUCAGACCGCGCAAGACCUAAGAAUUGAAGGAUGA
This is a messenger RNA of Chaetomium globosum CBS 148.51, 2067 nucleotides long. RefSeq lists its product as uncharacterized. The transcript is spliced from 2 exons. The coding region runs from base 1 to 2067 and encodes 688 amino acids. Lineage: Eukaryota; Fungi; Ascomycota; Sordariomycetes; Sordariales; Chaetomiaceae. The record is from RefSeq and is a predicted model, not a curated record.